Messenger RNA from Trifolium pratense (red clover), 3096 nucleotides. Its product is annotated as DNA (cytosine-5)-methyltransferase CMT3-like. Gene Ontology annotation, molecular function: chromatin binding; methyltransferase activity. Gene Ontology annotation, cellular component: nucleus. The record is from RefSeq and is a predicted model, not a curated record. The coding region runs from base 300 to 2918 and encodes 872 amino acids. The transcript has 21 exons. Lineage: Eukaryota; Viridiplantae; Streptophyta; Magnoliopsida; Fabales; Fabaceae.
UAACUCCAACAAUAAAAAGCCGAUAAAAAGCCCAUCCCAAUGAACAAAAAGCCCAUAAUAACCUCAACGUAACCCGCGCAAUAAUUCCGAAAAACCCUUGAAUUUCGUCUUCCCGCUCGCCAAAGCCUUCAAAGUUUCCAAACCCUUAAAAUAUCUUUCCCUCACACACACACACACACACUCUCUCUCUCUCUCUCUCUCUCUCUCUCUCUCUCUCUCUCUCUCUCUCUCUCUCUCUCUCUCUAACACCAUUUCUCAAAUCUCUUCACAUCCUUUUCUCUUCCCAGUCUCUUUCCGUCAUGGCUAGUAAGCGCAAAACUAGGUCAUCCUCCACCUCCUCCGGUGACGUCGUAGUCCUUACAGCCGAUUCAAAUUCCGCCAACACUCAAACUAAAUCAACAAAAAAGACUAGGUCAUCCUCCUCCGGCAACGCUCAGAAAAAAUCUAGGAAGAAGACGAAUCUGGAUACUGCUUCUUCUGCUGUGGAAACGAAUCAAGCAAGUGAAACUGUUCCAGUGAUAGUUGACGGUAACGAUGAGGAAGAUGAAGUUUCGAGCUCCAGAUUUCUUGGAGAUCCGGUUCCUGACGAGGAAGCUAAACUGCGCUGGCCAAAACGGUACCAAGAGAAGGAAAAGAAAUCCACGGGUUCACGGUCUAAUAGUGAUGAUGAGGAAAUUAUUCGAGCUCGGUGUCACUACACUUCAGCUGAAGUUGACGAGAGUGUGAUUUACAAACUCUUUGAUGACGCUCAUGUGCAAGGGCCGGAAGGAGGUGACCAUUACAUUUGUAAAAUCAUUGAGAUGUUUGAGGCGAUUGAUGGGCGAUUGUACUUCACUGCACAAUGGUAUUAUAGAGCAAAGGACACGGCCAUUAAAGACCUUGGAUAUCUUAUUGAACCGAAGCGAGUUUUCUUUUCGGAAGUCCAGGAUACUAACCCAUUAGAUUGUCUUGUUGAAAAGUUAAACAUUGCCAGAUUACAGCUAAAUGUGGAUUUUGAUGCAAUGAAGGAAGUUAUUCCACCUUGUGAUUAUUACUGUGAUACACUCUAUCUUCUGCCUUACCUCACAUUUGUUAAAUUACCAUCAGAAACUAUAGAAAAUGGCAGUGAGUCUUCAUCCACCAUUUCUUCAGAAACUGAAGUGAAUGGAAGAUACGAGGUUAACUCUAAAAAUGCAAACGUUGAUAUUAGUGAAGAAAGGAAAGAACCAGAGCUGAAGUUGCUUGAUUUGUAUUCUGGAUGUGGGGCAAUGUCAACUGGAUUGUGUCAAGGUGGAAUUCUGUCCGGUUCGAAUAUUGUUACGAGAUGGGCAGUUGAUCUUAACCAACAUGCUUGUGAGAGUCUUAAACUAAACCAUCCGGAAACUGAGGUUCGAAAUGAAAGCGCAGAAAUUUUCCUCUCAUUGUUGAAAGAAUGGGAGAAACUUUGUUGUUAUUUCUCUUUGAUCGAUAGCAAUGUGCCACAUGACGAAUACUUAAACCUCUUUAGUGCGGAAGAGGAAGAUGAAGAGGCUGAUGGGACUGAUUGCGAAGAGAGUAACAAUGAGGAAAUCUUUGAAGUUGCAGAAGUGCACGAUAUACGUUUUGCUGAGGCAAAUAAGGAAAACAAACCUGGGUUAUACUUUAAGGUUUCAUGGAAGGGCUACGAAUCUGAUGAAGAUAGCUGGGAACCCAUUGAUGGUUUGAGUAAUUGUAAGGAAAGGAUAAAAGAUUUUGUGAUUCGUGGCUUCAAGUCAAACAUUCUACCAUUGCCAGGAUAUGUGGAUGUAGUAUGCGGCGGACCUCCAUGUCAAGGAAUAAGUGGGUUCAACCGUUUUAGGAACAAUAAAAAUCCCUUACAAGACGAAAAGAAUCAACAACUUGUUGUUUUUAUGGACAUUGUUAGUUAUCUUCGACCGAGAUUUACAUUGAUGGAGAACGUAGUCGAUCUCGUAAAAUUUUCAAACGGCUUUCUUGGAAGAUAUGCAUUGGGCCGAUUAGUGCAAAUGAAAUAUCAAAGCCGUUUGGGAAUUAUGGCAGCCGGAGCUUACGGGCUUCCUCAAUUUCGACUACGUGUCUUCAUAUGGGGGGCUGCACCUUCGGAGAAGCUGCCUCAGUUUCCUCUUCCAACUCACGAUGUUAUAGUAAGAGGUUUUGUUCCUUCAGAGUUUGAGGGCAGCACGGUUGCUUAUAAUGAAGGGCAUACUGUUCAUCUGCAAAACAAACUUAUAUUGAAAGAUGCUAUUUUUGACCUACCUCAGAUUGAGAAUAGUGAGAUUCGGGAUGAAAUUGAAUAUGACAAACCUCCUGAGACAGAGUUCCAACAGUUCAUCAGAUUAAGCAAAAGUGAAAUGUUGGGUAUUUCAAAUGAGAUGAAGUCUUCAAAGUCAUUCCUUCAUGAUCACCGUUCUUUACAACUGAAUACCGAUGAUUAUCAACGCGUGUGUCGGAUCCCAAAGACGAAGGGAGCAUGCUUUAGAGAUUUACCUUGUGUUCGUGUGCGGGACAAUGUAGUCGAAUUGAAUCCUGAUGUCAAGCGUGAAUAUUUGCCUUCGGGAAAGCCACUGGUUCCGGAUUAUGCGAUUUCUUUUGUGGGUGGAACUUCACGAUUGCCUUUUGCUCGAUUAUCGUGGGAUGAAACUGUUCCAACUGUUGUCACAAGAGCAGAACCUCAUAAUCAGAAAAUUUUGCAUCCAGAUCAAGAUAGAGUAUUAUCAAUACGUGAAAAUGCCAGACUUCAAGGUUUUCCCGAUUUCUAUAAGCUAUGUGGACCUGUCAAACAAAGGUACAUGCAAGUUGGGAAUGCAGUUGCGGUUCCAGUUGCUCGAGCUUUAGGAUAUUGUCUUGGCCGUGCAUUUCAAGGUGCUUCUGAUGAUGAGUCAUUGUACACCUUGCCCGAUAAGUUUCCUAUGAUCAAAGGACAAAUUUCCUCUAAAAUCUGAAGUUGUUUAGUGUCUAUAAUUAAAGGAUGAGUUUCCUUUAUAUCAUCCGAAACAUUUGACAAAUUUGUAUGAUCAAUUGAUCAUCAUUAUUUUGUAACACUUAGUAUUCUUCAACAUUGUUAUGUAACACUUCUGAUAUUGAAUUUUUUAAAUAUAUAUGAUAUGAUAUUCAAGUGAA